CCUAAUCAUUUCUGGGGGAGAAAUCAUUUCUGGGCCAGCAUCAUGGUCCUUUCAGGCCCUUCCUAUUAUGUGCUUCUCUUGGGAGCCAUCUUCUCUUCAGUCUUCUUGCAUCAGGAUGCUGUCUAUUGUGAGAAACCAACCUGGGCAAAUGUUGCUUUCGAUACAAAGAAACAGGAAGGAGAUCAACUUUCAAUGGGAGCACCAUCUAACAGUCUUUAUGGCUCAGUUGGUCAAAUAUUCCAUAGUAUUUUUGGCCUAGAGAACUUGUAUGCUAGUGGUAAAGUGCUACUCGUUACAAUUAUUGGUUUGGUUAUACUCUGCCUUUUGCUGAGACACAUUAAAACCAUCAAGUUUUUUCAGGCCAAUCAGGGCAUGACCAAGAUAGUACCUGCUUCAGGACCUAAUAACGAAUUGACCCAGAACAAUCGAGAAAUGCUUGAACAGCUGGUGAAAAACACCCACAAAAUCAACAAAUACAUGAAGUUGUAUGUUAUAGGACAUUACAGGAAAGAAAUGAAAUGUAGAAUAAGCAGAAGAAGAAAGAACUAUGAAACGGAGAGUGACCAUUUUCUCCCAGUGUGUUCCUGCCAUGAUUCCUGUCAAGACAGUGCAUGAAUCUCAAGCCCAGAAAGCUUCCCUCUUCCCAUGUUCCAACAUCUUUCAUGUUACAAGCAGUUCUGUAAAUGGCACCAUAAGUGACCAAAGCCUCAAUGUGGAGCUCAGCAUGCAUUGAGAUGAAAAUUAAAGAUUGUGCUUGGUA
Anolis carolinensis (green anole) is the source of this 760-nucleotide messenger RNA. RefSeq lists its product as uncharacterized. The record is from RefSeq and is a predicted model, not a curated record. NCBI's taxonomy places the organism in Eukaryota, Metazoa, Chordata, Lepidosauria, Squamata, Anolidae. The coding region runs from base 43 to 615 and encodes 190 amino acids. The transcript has 2 exons.